Malaya genurostris is the source of this 2513-nucleotide messenger RNA. RefSeq names its product phosphatidylinositol transfer protein alpha isoform (gene vib). Gene Ontology annotation, cellular component: cytoplasm. The coding region runs from base 540 to 1358 and encodes 272 amino acids. The transcript is spliced from 8 exons. Gene Ontology annotation, biological process: phospholipid transport. Gene Ontology annotation, molecular function: phosphatidylinositol transfer activity; phosphatidylinositol binding; phosphatidylcholine intramembrane carrier activity. The record is from RefSeq and is a predicted model, not a curated record. NCBI's taxonomy places the organism in Eukaryota, Metazoa, Arthropoda, Insecta, Diptera, Culicidae.
UCAGUUCGUUGAGUGAUUCGGUACUGUUUGGUUCUGUAGGUGGAUCGUCAUCGUCUCCGCGUUGUAUCUUCCUCACAUCGGUUCUACACGAGAGAAGGCAUAUCACAAUCCUCUUGCGACCAAAAUCGUUCGGAGAAAAUAGCAACCGAUCAUAACCUAGUGUGGUGUAGGUUGUAAUCCCAGCAAAAGUGAGAAAUUAAAAGCUACGACUGGAGUCGAAUUUCUCUAAGCUUUCCAGUGCUGAAACCCCCGUGUCUAAAUCGUGGUGUGGUCUGUCACAAAAUCAGUCUUCUAGUUCUGCAAGGAAUUUUACUUGUCUUGAAAUAGUUUGAUAUUGAUCAAGUUCACGGCCCUAGAAGAAUCGUUUUUGCAUGUUUCUUUCGUUGGCGGGUUGAAAACGCCUUGUGUAAUCAUUUGCUGUGAACAAGUGGAAGUCAUCCGAAUAUUCUGAUUUGAAAGUCAGUCAGUUGUAAAAAAAGUUGUGACUCAUUCCUGCUUAAAUUCCAAUUCCGGCUUAACACGUCAAUAGACGAUCGAAGAUGCUGAUCAAAGAGUUUCGAGUGACGUUACCGUUGACGGUUGAGGAGUAUCAAGUAGCACAGCUGUACUCGGUGGCUGAGGUGUCAAAAAAUGAAACGGGCGGCGGAGAAGGCAUAGAGGUGUUAAAGAACGAACCAUUCACCAACCAUCCACUUUUGGGUGGAAAAUAUUCCUCCGGACAGUAUACGUACAAAAUCUACCAUCUGGCAUCAAAAGUGCCGGCAUUUAUCAGGCUGCUGGCACCCAAAGGAUCUCUGGAAGUACACGAGGAGGCUUGGAAUGCGUAUCCCUACUGCCGGACAGUAAUAACCAAUCCCAAAUGGAUGAAGGAGAAAAUGAUCCUGAUGGUGGAGACACUGCAUGCCGAGGGAGAUGGAGAGAUGGAAAACGCUCACGAACUGCCGGCAGAAAAGCUGAAACUGCGUGAUGUAGUUCACAUUGACAUUGCCAACGAUCCUGUGACUGCCGCUGAUUACAAAGAAACGGAGGAUCCUACUAAAUUCAAGUCGCAGAAAACUGGCCGUGGACCGCUGGUCGGACCCGAUUGGAAGAAAAAGGUCCAACCUGUGAUGACCUGUUACAAGCUGGUCACCUGUGAGUUUAAAUGGUUCGGGCUGCAAUCGAGAAUAGAAAGUUUCAUCCAGAAAUCUGAGCGAAGACUGUUCACGAUUUUCCACCGACAAGUGUUUUGCUGGAUGGACAGCUGGCACGGUCUAACCAUGGAGGACAUCCGUGAGUUGGAGGACAAAACCAAAGAGGAGCUAGACAAGCAGCGCCAUCUCGGCGAGGUCCGCGGAAUGCGUGCCGAAACGGAUUAGACGUAAGAUUUUCGGUAUUUGGAAGAAACAGAUCACACCAUCCUGGUAUAUAUAUAUAUAGAAAGUGGGAGCAGUACAUAGCACUGGAUGAGAGGUAUAGACAUUAAAUCUAUUAAAUGAAAAUUAACAGAGAAGAAAUAAAAGAAAUACAACAGUUAUUAAGCAAAGAAAGAAUACAAAAAUCUACUACAGCAGUACACAACAUUGAGACUUACUCCAAAACCUUCACGUACACACACAGAGACACUUCUAGACAUGCAUAGACACAGGAAAUAACUGUAUUAGGAUUCAUUUAGGAUGCCACGAGCAAAUCUAAAGCAAAUGCAAUGGGUUAUGUUUAGGGCGAACCGGCCAAGCAAAAACAAAACAAACAAACAAAAAAAUAGCACGUAGCGUGUAGCUAUGAUGGAUGCAAACUGUUAGGCGUUAAUAUUCUGAAUGGUGAAGAAGCAAAACAACAACUAGACAAAUAGGAUAUAACAAUCAGUUUCCUUCUUAUUUAUGAAGUGAAAGAGCAUUACAGUUUAAGUUAGAUGCGAGUAAGCAUGGGUGGUCCAUGCGAGGAAAUAGUCAAAUUUGUUUUAAACAUAAUGUUAAUUUAUGUCCAUCGCACCUAUUGUAAAACUCGGAUGUUUUUAUUUUGAUAUUUAGUUGACGCAUACAGACUCGCAUUUGUAUUCUCCUGAUUUGUUUUAACGGUAACAUCAUAUUUAAAUGGCAGACCAGAGUGAGCAUUUCGUGCUCAUGCGUGCGUGAGUAAAUCAAAAUCCAAAAAGGCAUACAGCGAGUGUGAGAGCUAUUUUAGUUCGAUCGGAGAGAGAGAUAGAUCCGAUCGAUUUCGGUGCGCAUGUAGUUUCAGUUCUAGUAGGCAAAGUUAACUAAAACAAAUGUAAACAAAUCGAUUCUUUCCAUUAACAUUAAUGUGGUUUAGUGGAGAAAUGCAGUGUCCGGGCGACCGAUGGAAAUUGGAAACCGAAUAAUCAAUUUGUGAGUUCUGCCGUUCGCAAUUGCAGGCGCCGGAAUGUUUAAUAUGUUAUUCGGUAUAUAAAAACUAUAAAACGCUGACGACGAAACAUACUAUUCAAAAAAAAACGAUUUGUUCCGGCGAUAAACUUGGUAAACGUUAUGAAAUUAAACAAUGAAGUUCGAGGAAAA